GCCUAGGAGCCGCUGCCAGAGAGGUGUGCUGCUCGCUUCCGGGAGCUGCCCAAGGCAAGGGCCUCACCUUCUCCCACACCCCAACCCCCUGCUCCAGCCCAGGCCCCCUCCUGCACCCUAACCCCCAGCCCAGAGCCUGCACCCCAGCUCUCUCUCAGAGCCUGCACUCUGCACCCUAACCCCCGCCCCAGCCCAGAGCCUUGGAGGGGGGGGAGGGCAGAGGGCAGGACUUGGACCCUCUGGGCUCCACCAAAAGGUAUGCAAAGCGGCCGUCCCUGGCCAAGCCAACCCCGCUUCAGGCUCCCUCCCAGCUCCUAGAGUGAGCUGGCCUCAGCCCCGCAGCUGGGAUCUGGGGGGCCAAACUCUCCGGGGCCAGGCGAGGGGAGUUGUGAGCCUGUCGAGACCUGCAACUGAGCAUGCGCCCAGCUGGGCAGGGGCUCGGGGUCUGAGCUCCCCAGGGUUGGCUCCUCUCAGGGUGGGUCCCCCAGUGGGGGGGGGGAGGGGGAUGCACGAUCGCCCCCUCCCCCACCUCCCUCCGUGCCUGGGGCCGGGCUGGAGCCUGACAGGGCCCCGCCCAAGCUCUAGAGCUCCCUCCGCCGCCGGCCGGGCUUCGCGCGCGCGCCGAGUCCUCCCAGCCUGCAGGGGGCGCGGCGUCGCCCUCCCUGCGCCCCGUGCGCUCCGCUCUCUGGCCGGCCGCCUCCUCGCCGCGCGCGCGCGCGCGCGAGCCGCCCGGCCCGGCCCGGCCCAGCCCAGCGCGGCCCCGCCCAGCCCGCGGCUCGGCCCCAGGGAGCGAUGGCGGCCUCGGUGUUCUGCUGCCUGCGCUGGUGCGGGGACGGCGGCGCCGGGCACAUCCCGCUGAAGGAGAUGCCCGCGGUGCAGCUGGACACGCAGCACAUGGGAACAGAUGUCGUCAUUGUCAAAAAUGGCAGAAGAAUAUGUGGCACGGGGGGUUGCUUAGCCAAUGCACCUUUGCAUCAGAACAAGAGCUAUUUUGAGUUUAAAAUCCAAUCCACAGGGGUUUGGGGUAUUGGAGUUGCAACCCAGAAAGCAAAUCUGAAUCAAAUUCCACUUGGUCGAGAUGUGCAUAGUUUAGUGAUGAGGAAUGAUGGAGCUCUCUACCACAACAACGAGGAGAAGAACAGGCUGCCAGCGAACAGCCUUCCACAGGAGGGUGACAUUGUGGGUAUUACAUAUGACCAUGUAGAAUUAAAUGUAUAUUUAAAUGGAAAGAAUAUGCAUUGUCCAGCUUCAGGAAUCAGAGGGACUGUCUAUCCUGUAGUAUAUGUUGAUGACAGUGCAAUCUUGGAUUGUCAGUUCAGUGAAUUUUAUCACACUCCUCCAACAGGGUUUGAAAAAAUACUCUUUGAGCAGCAAAUCUUCUGAACGUCUUCAUACUGAAAACUUGCACUCCUACACUGUUACAAAGCUUUUGCCAUCUUAAAUAAAGCUUCACGUUUACCUGUAGGAAACACAUCUGUAUUUUUUAGUAAAGUACUUGUGACUGUUGUCUGAAGAACCAAAAUGUUAACUGCAACACCAGAGAAUUGUGUUACAAAUGGUAGAUUUUGACAACUGUUUUGUGAUGUGAAAAUCAGUGUUUUGGGGCAGUUUUCUGAUUUGUAUUUGAUGUAAAUGGAAACUAAAGGGUAUAAUUGCCACAGUAUUAAAUGAACUUUUGGUUUCAAUUUGAGCUUUAAAAAGGAAAUAAUUCAUAUGCGUGACAGUAUGUUUCCAUAAAGCUACAGGGAUAGAUAGUUGUCUCAUUGUGAUUUUUCCUGUUCCUUUCCACUCAGAAGUUAUGUACCUUGUAAAAAGAGAGCACUGUGCUAAUAGUCUGUUCGGAUUGCUAUGUCCUUGUUCUGCACAAUGACUAAUGAUACUAUUGGCAGCUAGAUUUUGUUUUUUCUUUUGAAACUUGUAACCUACCCAUUUCUAGUUGUUAAACAGCUAAUAUUCCUCUUGAGUUUGGAUAAAUCUCAUAGCUUUUCAUUUGCUUUAAGUGUAACAGAACAGUCAGACUGUUUUAGUAACAGUCAAAGCAUUAUUUUGUUGUAAAAAAGCAAACCUAAACACCAGAUGUAUUUAUGAAGACCAUCAUGCUGUGUUAUUCUGGUGGCAGAGUAGAUACAGAUUGUUUAACUGUGAUGUAUACAAUGGCAGGGAUGGUAUGUUGGAUAUUACGAUGAAGCUUUACAUCUAAACUGUAAAUCAGAUUAUUCUUUAUGGAAUUUUUUUUUUCUGGAACCAGUAAUAAAAUGAAUAAUUAA
Messenger RNA from Dermochelys coriacea (leatherback sea turtle), 2267 nucleotides. It is a transcript of the gene SPRYD7, whose product is annotated as SPRY domain containing 7. The transcript has 5 exons. Bases 793 to 1383 code for a protein of 196 amino acids. NCBI's taxonomy places the organism in Eukaryota, Metazoa, Chordata, Testudines, Dermochelyidae. Gene Ontology annotation, molecular function: protein binding. The record is from RefSeq and is a predicted model, not a curated record.